AGAUGCUGUUUGUGAUGUGGAUGAUCUCGGCAACACUUCUUCAAAUAACUUCCGGCCAGUACAGUCUAAGCCGUGGCCGGACAUUAUCUGCUUCCGCACAGCAUGCUGAGCGCGGCCAGCCCUUCAGCUCAGCUUAUAUCCAAAACGCCGACUACAACGACCAGGGUCAGUAUCUUGCUGAUGCAUACCAAGAGCAGGGGAAGUAUGCCACAGGAAAUAAUCCUAUUCUCUAUUCUCGACCCAUCCUUACCCGUGGCAAAACCAGCCAUCCUAAACAUAAUGAAUAUAAAAUCCCUGCCAAGCCAGCCACUCCGGUGUACAGGCCGCAGUCUACCGAACACAAACGCGACCCGACUCACCGCCCCGCUGAGGCAUCGAACAGCCCCCUUCCUUCGGGCUACAAAAAUGUGGCCAACAUCGCCUUCGCUGGCAUUCCAGAAGUCUUCGACGGCGCCGAUUACGAGUUUGCAACUUAUCACGGCCACCCCGAGCUACACACUCCGCCACACUACCGCACUCCACACUCCUACUGUAUAUUUGAUGAUAUUUCGGAGAGCUAG
Penaeus monodon (black tiger shrimp) is the source of this 560-nucleotide messenger RNA. RefSeq lists its product as uncharacterized. The transcript is spliced from 2 exons. The coding region runs from base 3 to 560 and encodes 185 amino acids. NCBI's taxonomy places the organism in Eukaryota, Metazoa, Arthropoda, Malacostraca, Decapoda, Penaeidae. The record is from RefSeq and is a predicted model, not a curated record.